GCACCAGUAAUUAUAAAAAUAGCGUUCCUUGUUCUGGAGUAUUGCUCAAACUAUAAGUCUGCUUUCUUUUCUCUUUCUUCCCUUGCAUACAUUUUUCAUUUGCAUGCAUUCAGAACUGGACCUCGAGCCAAGCAGCCUCGCACAGUCUCCCUCACCAACCCUCCCUCUUCUUCCUCACUCCCCCACCAUCCUCCCUCCCUCUCCUCCUCCACCCUCUCCCUCUCCUCCCUCCCCAACGUCACUCUGGAGACCGGGAUGAGUGUCUUUGUGACUGGAGCUGAUUUUGGGGUCGUGCGGUUCAUCGGAACCACCCAGUUUGCUAAGGGGGUGUGGCUUGGGAUUGAACUACGGAAACCUAAUGGAAAGAACGAUGGGUCGGUGAAGGGACAUCGCUACUUUCGCUGCAAGCCUUCUCACGGACUGUUUGUCAAACCAGAGAAAGCCACUCAUCGAGGAAUCAACUGCUCCAAGAUCCUCCCUAGCUCCUGCCUUGAGAACAACUCUUAACAUUGUGUUUAUGAUGUCAUCAUUAUGUAAUGUAUGUUGUCAACUAUCGUCCAACGAAUAUAGUGCAGGUGUAUUAUGUGGUGCAUGGUGGCCCACUUGGUACAUGUUACCCUGGCAACGAUGCAUUAUGA
Geodia barretti is the source of this 638-nucleotide messenger RNA. The record is from the annotation of a GenBank genome assembly. Lineage: Eukaryota; Metazoa; Porifera; Demospongiae; Tetractinellida; Geodiidae.